Messenger RNA from Exophiala oligosperma, 629 nucleotides. RefSeq lists its product as uncharacterized. Lineage: Eukaryota; Fungi; Ascomycota; Eurotiomycetes; Chaetothyriales; Herpotrichiellaceae. The coding region runs from base 93 to 629 and encodes 178 amino acids. The record is from RefSeq and is a predicted model, not a curated record. The transcript is spliced from 2 exons.
CACCUCCCAAACGCUCUAUAAGAAUUGUUGAGUUCUCAACGACACCUCGUUUGACGCCGCAUAAGAAGACCACCACGGAGCGGACCAACAAGAUGACCGGACCAUCCAUCACCGCCACCUCGUCCUCCGCCCCGGUGCCGCCACCACCACCAAUCACCCACAUCUUAGAAACGUGCCUGAUGGUCAAAGACAUCAGAAUCUCUACAGAUUUUUACGGGAACACGUUCAACGUCAAACCUUUCUUGGACACGCCACGCAUGUCUGGCUUCUCGCUCGGCCAGACAACGCUUCUUCUCUUCCAACUCGGUGCCACCGCUGCAGAUUCCCCUAUGCCAGACGGCCGCGGCACGAUACCUGGCCAUGGUCCAUCACAAGACAUACUCGACUUGCUCGAGCAGCGACCGGCGGCCACGGCAAGCGACAAGGCCACUACCGGCCUCCACCACCACUUCUGCCUCGCUGUCAGGACACCCGAAGACGUGAGCGCAUGGGAGGCUUGGCUCGAAGCGAAAAAUGUCAAAAUCACCGGAAAGGUCGAUUGGCCCAGAGGCGGGAGGAGCGUCUACUUUGCCGACCCGGAUGGAAAUGUAGGCGAGGUCGGCAGCCGUGGCAUUUGGGAACAUUAUUAG